This is a messenger RNA of Phytophthora sojae, 2199 nucleotides long. RefSeq lists its product as hypothetical. Lineage: Eukaryota; Oomycota; Peronosporomycetes; Peronosporales; Peronosporaceae. Bases 709 to 1695 code for a protein of 328 amino acids. The transcript is spliced from 2 exons. The record is from RefSeq and is a predicted model, not a curated record.
CAGGGCCUCCGAAAAUAGCAUUGUCAAUAACAUUAUUUCAGAAAAUAACAAUAAAUUACGCAUUUCGGCGAGUUCAGCCAUCUACCGUGAUAAUUUAUUGAUGUGCUUUGUGAUAUUACAUAAUUUAUGCCAGUUACCUUUAUAUAAUAAUGUUAGCGUUUUACCAGUCAUCUUCUCGCUUCCAGUCGUUCAGAAGAACUGGAAUCACUGGUUGUCUGCGUUGCUAGUUGCAGCUCAUUUGGCAGCGCUCCCUUUUCAAUUUUCACUUCUCAAGUCUCCAAGACCUCAUCCAGCAUGGUUCGCGCUAUCCGCCCCCCUCGCCCUACCUACACGAACUCCCAAGUCUCGGGGUUUUACUUCCACCCGUGUCGCGACGAGAACGACGAGGUGAUUCGCGAGUAUUUCCGUUGCCGUUGCGGCACGGUUCGGAAGCAAACCCAUAGGAACGGGUACUCCAACCUGGUGCAACAUAUCAGGGGGAAGCACCCUGACUACGAGACCGUCAUGCUCGACGCUACGACGGCGGAGACAGGCUCCCUCGUGAAAUUCGUCCGCCACUCGGCGCUCAACCUCCACGGCUGGAUGGUUUGGAUUGUCAUGUGCAACCUGCCACUCCCUUUUUGUGAGAGCCGAGAAGCUCGGCGGUACGUGUAUGCAUAAGGUCAUUGUGUUUACAUUACUACGGAAACUAACAACUUUACUUUAUGGAUGUUAUUCAGCUACUUCAGCCUGGACCCCAUCUCGGAGGAAACGCUGCGGGCUGGCAUGGACGGGGUCGUCGUCGCCGUCGAGCGUUCGAUUGCGUCGGAGCUCCCAGCACGCUUCGGCAUCAUGCUCGACGGCUGGACACACGCAUCUGAGUACUACAUCGCCGUGUUCGCGUGCUAUGAGGUGAACGGCUGUCCCAAGACAACGCUACUCAGCAUGGCCCCGCUGCUGGACGCGCUGGACGACGAACUCUCCGCGCAGGGCCAUCUCGAGUUUCUAGCGACCACGCUGCCGCGCGAUUACGGCGUACAGCUGGCGCAGUGUCGCUUCCUCGUAGCUGACAACUGCGCCGUAAACCGGCGGCUGGCAACUCUUAUAAGUGCGCCGCUUGUUGGUUGCGCAAGCCACCGCCUGAACCUUGCUGUUCAGGCGGACAUGGCGUCGCAUGAGGAGGACCUGACUGUUGUGCAGGCGCUCAUGGUGUGGUGUGUCAAUAUGUCUCUAACACAUUUUGUAUACUUUUGUAAUUUUUUACAACAUAGGUUGAAAACGCCACUUCGGCCUGUCAUUCGCCAGGACACGCGCUGGAGCUCUACGUUCGAGAUGGUACAGCGCUACCUCCAGCUCCUCGAGUUUCUUGACGCCGAAGGCGACGACCUCAUGGACCUGCUGCCGCCGCCGGCGAUGAACAAGCGACUGCGGGCAUUGUACCAGGAGCUGUGCGACAUCGAGUCGGUCUCGAAGGCCCUUCAAGGCCACGACGUCGACCUGCUGGACGUUCGCGAGUGGUUCGACGAGCUGAUCGCUGUCAAGCCACAAUAUGGGCGCUACAUUGGUAAGUUUAUAACUGUUGAAUUUGUGUUUAAUAUUUUCACUAACAAUUGUAUAAUGGUUUUUAUUUUGCAGGGCCUCGGGCCAACAUUGUGCACCGCCCAGAUUUUGAGGCUGGGUGUGUACGCGUUCUCCGCGGGAAGGCGCAGCGGCUGACGCGUGCUGAAAAGGCCGCUUUGCAGCCCUUCGAAGCUGCCAGACCGGACGACGCGGCCGCGAGUGAAGUGGAGGAGGAUCCAGCCGCGUCGUUCGUGGAGCGUCUUCGGAAGCGCCGGCGGCUUGCACAGGACCGUGUCAAGUAUGAGCAGCUGAAGAGCAUCCCACCCACGUCGAACGUGGUGGAACGCUUCUUCAGCAUUGUUUGGGUGACGUUUGGUCAUCAACGACACGGCCUGCUGCCACGCACGCUUGAGACGAUUUUGUUUCUCCGCCAGAAUCGGUCGUACUGGGAUGCAACGACUGUGGACAAUUUGAGCUAGAUGAUAAGCUAACUGGUGUCUUGUUAAUAGACUUCAUGCUUUUCACAAUGGCAUUAUUUAUUGUGGUACGUUGGAGGCAAUGCCAUAAUGUACUGUUGUAUUGGUAGGAGCGUCAGGGGAUAAUUUAUUCAGCAACGCCCAACCUGCUAAAUAAAAAUGCCAUAUUCGGAGGCCCUGCAUA